AUGUUUAUCAAGUACGAGUCCGAGAGAGAUUUUCAAUUUGAUGGUCCACGUGACGUUCCUGGUCCUGGUGCUUACAGUCCAGAACUCAAAACAACUAGAUUAGCUCCAAUGAUUCAAGGAAAAUAUGAAUCUAAACCACCUGAGCCUCCUCUCAGCGGAGAAUUAAAACACACAUCAUGGGCGCCUCCAAAAAGGCCUACUUCUGAAUUCAAAUCCAGAUCAAAACGAAUUUCAGCUUUUGAUUCUGAUAAUGCAAUGACAAUUUCACCUGCUCCAACAUCAUAUCAAAAAACUGAACGAUCUACUUUAAAUAUUAAACCGAAAACAAUUGGUAAUUUUGGAUCUAGAGCAAAUCGAUUCCAUGAUCUUGAAGAAGAUGGUCCUGGUCCAGGAGUAUACGAAUCAAAGCCUGUAGAAUGGGUAAGUUCUCAGAGAACGUGCCGAAUACAUACUAAAACUCGUCAGCCGAAACGAGAUAUGAAUACACCCGGACCAGGUACAUAUAACAUUGCUCCUAAAUGGGAGAGUCGAAUAGAUCGUCCAAAAUCAUCCUUUGGUAGUGCUAGAAGGCUCGAAUGGACUGACAGGCAAGAUACACCCGGUCCAGGUUCUUAUUAUCUUGAUAGAUCAAUGCAGGUUCAUGGAAUAAAGAUGAGAGGAGUUAGAGCUGACUAUAACUCAAUCUUUAAUAUACCAACAAGAGAUAAUCCUGCACCUGGAACUUAUCACUCACCAAGUACUUUAAGUGCAAGAGGAUUCACGAUCUCGAGACAAGAAAGAUUUAGAGAAAAUGUAGAUGAUACUCCAGGACCAGGAUCAUAUGAUGUCACUGCUGGGCCUUUCAUUAAGAAGACAUACCAUGUUUAA
Molecule: messenger RNA, 867 nt
Organism: Trichomonas vaginalis G3
Lineage: Eukaryota; Parabasalia; Trichomonadida; Trichomonadidae
Product: sperm-tail PG-rich domain-containing protein
Exons: 1
Coding region: 1-867 (288 amino acids)
Source: RefSeq, a predicted model, not a curated record